AUGUUUCUUCGUCCGUUAUCUAAGUUAACCUAUGGAAUUAGUUAUCAGUCUAAUGCAAAAUUUUCGGUUUCACGAUUACUAAUUGAAUUCCGAAUGCCGGAUAGUUGUGUACGCUCUCGUACGUUUCAUAGAUCUGCGUGCAUGAUGGUUGAACAAUCAAGAGGAGGAGAAAAGUUCAAAGGAGAAGAGAGACGGCAACGUAAUGUAAUCUUGCCGGUAACACCGGUUUCAGAAUUAAAGGAUAGACCAUUCCCGAAGACUGCAGCUUGUUUAGUGAUCGGUGACGAAAUUCUCAAUGGAAAAACUGUAGACAUAAAUUCGGGAUUUUUCGUCAAAUAUUGUUUCAAUCUUGGAAUUGACGUCAAAGGAAUAGAGGUCAUCCCUGAUGAGGAAGAGAUUAUCAUUGAAGCAGUUAGACGUCUCAGCAGUAAACACGACUUCGUUGUUACUAGCGGGGGAAUAGGGACCACACAUGAUGACAUUACCUAUCCGUCAAUAGCACGAGCGUAUGAUCUCCCGCUAAGGUACCAUCAACCAACACUGGAUCGCAUGAGGAGCAUGACGAAAGGCAGUCAGUUAAUGCAAUACGAGUCACAUAAACGCAUGGCUCUCUUUCCCGAUCGGUCGCUCGUCAUAUUCCCCAGCGAAACUUUUUGGGUACCGAUAGUCAUUGUUAACGAGAACGUUCACAUAUUACCGGGAAUACCUCCGUUGUUUAGAGCUCUUUUAUCGGGAUAUGGCAGAUAUCUUCAAGGAAGGGAAAGAUUCGUUGCGAAAUAUGUGAAAACGUAUAGGAUAGAACCACAAAUUGCUCCGAUGUUGGCGUCGGUUCAAAAAAAAGUAGAAAGUCUCGGAAUCAAGAUAGGCAGCUAUCCGAAGUGGAAAGGGAGGAUGGUAGUAGUGAGCUUAUUGUCGAAGGAGAACAAGCGAGAGAUUAUGGAAGAAUUGGCCAGGGAAGUAGCGGAGAAGGACAACCUUAGACAUUUAUCACUUUCAAGAAAUAGGUCUUUCUGA
Molecule: messenger RNA, 1014 nt
Organism: Acaulospora morrowiae
Lineage: Eukaryota; Fungi; Glomeromycota; Glomeromycetes; Diversisporales; Acaulosporaceae
Source: the annotation of a GenBank genome assembly